Acytostelium subglobosum LB1 is the source of this 1020-nucleotide messenger RNA. RefSeq lists its product as hypothetical. The transcript is spliced from 2 exons. The record is from RefSeq and is a predicted model, not a curated record. The coding region runs from base 1 to 1020 and encodes 339 amino acids. Lineage: Eukaryota; Evosea; Eumycetozoa; Acytosteliales; Acytosteliaceae.
AUGAAUGGCAUGAUCCGAGCGAAUGGCGUAUCGAACAUGUCGGCGGUGAUCAACGUCAAAGGUGAUCACUGCUAUGCAUCCACCUCGAGGGCAACCAGAGAGGUCAACCUAAUACUAACAAAUGGACACUACAAACUAGACAAGGAAGGUACCUAUGCAGGCAAGGGCAUCAGAUACACUCGACACAACGAGAGGGACGUCUACAUCAAGCCAAUCGUUUUCAAGUACCUCAAGGGCGAACAGGUCCAGCUCUAUGAUGACGGCGAGUACAUGACCAUCAGCCUGGAACAUUUUAUCAACAAGAAGAGACGCAAGUACCAAGACAAGUGCGAGUACAUCCGCAUCCUCUCAGGAAUGACCCUGGAGGAGACAUUGGACUCGUUCAAGGCCGACGCCGACGCGCUCAAGGAAGGUACUAACGGUAUCAUCGACAUGUACACAACAGGACAGAACAUCAACAAGGCAGCGAUCAAACUGUUUAUAUCAUACAACAAGACAGUCAAGCCAGAGCCAAUCGAUCAGAAGGAGGGCGAGUGGAUAUCCAAGUCAACCUUUGGCGCAUUGAUGUUUUCCAUCCAGCAUACAGGAGGUCUCUACAUGUAUGACGUCUGCAAGAUGUAUGGUGCGAUCAUGAAGAGCGGCGGCUUCAUGAUCCCAAUCAAGUGUGGCGAGUUCCAACAACUGACCGACGAAGAGCUGAGCGCAAUGAAAUCAAUACCAUUCGGUAUCUAUCGCGCAACGAUCAACGGCAAGCAUGGAGCAUUCAAGAUUAACAAGAAGGAUUACUACACUCACUACGACCUAAUCUUUGCUAAGGAGCUAGGACUGACAUUCAACUUGAAGACCGGCAACAAGGCCAAUGCAUUGUUAUACGAUAGCACAUGCAGGAUCAAUGGCUCCAUUCUUUUUGGCAAGAACUCUAUCAACGACUCUGGGGCGCUCUUUGGCAAGCCAUCCCGCCUCAAGUUCUUCCUCGAACUCAAUGUCGAUCAGAAGGUCUCGAUCAAGCGGAUCCCAUAA